CUUUCAGCUUAGGUUUUAGUCAAGCCACAAGUCGGUUAAUUUUCGAGAAUCAUCUAUCUUCUUGUCCGUUCGCAUGGUUUUUCCCACCGCCAUUUCCGAAGCAACAAAAGAAUAAAGGUCGCUCCCUCCUUUUUCGUGAACGGUUCUUAUUUUUUGAACAAGCAUAGGAUAUGGGUCGUUUAUCAGAGUCGAAGUUGGUUCAAGAGCUGGUUCUGUACGCCGGUAGCGCAGCACUGAGUUGUUUGGUCUUGUUUGUUGGCCUCCGACAACUCGACCCUAAUCGUGAGGCUUCAAAGAAGGCCCUUCACCACAAAAAGGAGAUAGCCAAACGCCUUGGUCGUCCUCUUGUUAACACAAACCCUUACGAGGAUGUCAUAGCAUGCGAUGUUAUCAAUCCUGACCACAUUAAUGUGGAGUUUAACUCUAUCGGAGGACUGAAAACGACAAAACAAGCUCUAUAUGAACUUGUAAUUCUGCCUCUAAGAAGACCUGACUUGUUUUCUCAUGGUAAACUUCUUGGGCCACAAAAGGGUGUCCUUCUGUAUGGACCACCUGGCACGGGGAAGACCAUGCUUGCCAAAGCUAUUGCUAAGGAGUCUGGAGCAGUUUUCAUCAAUGUUAGGAUAUCAAACCUGAUGAGCAAGUGGUUUGGAGAUGCCCAGAAACUUGUGAGUGCCAUAUUUAGCCUAGCUCAUAAGCUCCAGCCUGCCAUCAUAUUCAUUGAUGAAGUUGACAGCUUUUUGGGCCAGCGUCGUCAAACAGAUCACGAGGCUUUGUUAAACAUGAAAACUGAAUUCAUGGCUCUGUGGGAUGGUUUUACUACUGAUCAGAAUGCUCAAGUUAUGGUCCUUGCUGCUACUAAUCGUCCUUCAGAACUUGAUGAAGCAAUACUUCGACGACUUCCUCAAGCAUUUGAAAUUGGUAUUCCGGACCAAAAGGAGAGGGCUGAGAUAUUGAAUGUUAUCUUGAAGGGUGAGAGGAUUGAAGAAAACAUAGACUUUGACCAUAUAGCUUUCUUAUGUGAAGGUUACACCGGUUCGGAUCUAUUUGACCUGUGCAAGAAAGCUGCAUAUUUUCCAAUUAGAGAACUUCUGGAUGAAGAGAAGAAAGGGAGAAGUGUUUCUGCUCCUAGACCAUUGUCCCAGGUAGACUUGGAGAAGGCCCUGGCAACAUCACGAAAGACUACUGUUGCUGCAUUUGAAUACAAUGGAUUAAGUGCAGAUACUCUAAGAUGGGCAAGGCAAAGGGAACCUGGUGGUGAUUAUCAGGUUCAAGCUGCCAUUAAUGAACUCUCUAAGUUUGUGGUAUCUCACAUGACUAGUCGCCAGCCAGAUGCGACAGAUCUUUAAGAUGCUCUUAAUCUCUUUUAUACUCAUUCUAGAACAUACGUUCCUUAGCAUCAUAUGUUGAGGCAAUGAGCUAUUGCAUUUUGUGUCUUUUUGAUGCAAUAAUCCUUUGUGAAUCGCCAUUUAAUAUUCAUUUUUUUUUUCUGAUUUCAAAUUGGAUGCAAGUAUGUCUAUAUAUAGAUAUAUAUAGAAAAGUCUAUUAAAGUA
Messenger RNA from Vigna unguiculata (cowpea), 1553 nucleotides. RefSeq lists its product as uncharacterized. Gene Ontology annotation, cellular component: mitochondrial outer membrane. Lineage: Eukaryota; Viridiplantae; Streptophyta; Magnoliopsida; Fabales; Fabaceae. Gene Ontology annotation, molecular function: ATP hydrolysis activity; ATP binding. The record is from RefSeq and is a predicted model, not a curated record.